UAGUAUUCACGUACGAUACGUCAGAGGUUUUGGCAACCCGUAGGUGAACUAUUUUCUUCAUUGUUGACCUUUCCUAAAUCUUAGGUGUAAUUAUUUCAUCAUUAGAAGUGCUUUAGCUUUACCGUUUAUAUCAAGUGUAGAUAUUUUGACAAAGCCUCAACGAUGGACUCGGAAGACGAUACAAAGGAUGAUGUGGAUUCUGGGAACGAAUCGAGCGGAGACGAUGUCGACUUUGUAAUGGACGAGACCCACAGUACUAGGGAACGACAGGUGGAGCUGGAUGAAUACCCGUACGAGGUGCUAUCUACAGAGGAAAUCGUCCAACACAUGGUUGAUUGCAUCAAAGAAGUGAACACAGUCGUCGAGAUACCAGCUACAACCACCCGCAUACUGCUAAAUCACUUCAAAUGGGACAAAGAAAAGCUCAUGGAACGUUUUUACGACGGCGACCAGGAUCAAUUGUUCUCCGAGGCUAGAGUCAUAAAUCCAUUUAGAAAACCAGUUAUACAGAGGCCAAAGACCGUGUUGCAGCUGCCCAGACGGACGUCGACGUCAGGAACUGAAGAGUGUGAAAUAUGUUUCACAGUACUGCCAACUGCGAUGAUGACGGGUCUGGAAUGCGGGCAUAGAUUUUGUACACAAUGCUGGUGCGAAUACUUGACUACCAAAAUAAUGGAGGAAGGCUUAGGUCAAACUAUAGCGUGUGCGGCGCACGCAUGCGACAUAUUAGUCGACGACGCGACUGUAAUGCGACUGGUGCGCGACGCGCGCGUCAAGCUCAAGUAUCAGCACAUCAUUACCAACAGCUUUGUGGAGUGCAACCGACUGCUCCGCUGGUGCCCGUCGCCGGACUGCAGCAACGCGAUCAAGGUGGCGUACGUGGAGGCGGCGCCCGUCACGUGCCGCUGCGGGCACACCUUCUGCUUCAGCUGCGGCGAGAACUGGCACGACCCCGUGCGCUGCUCGCUGCUGCGCAAGUGGAUCAAGAAAUGCGACGACGACUCUGAAACAUCGAACUGGAUAGCGGCGAACACAAAGGAAUGCCCGAAGUGCAACGUGACCAUCGAAAAGGACGGCGGCUGCAACCACAUGGUCUGCAAGAACCAAAACUGCAAGGCGGACUUCUGCUGGGUCUGUCUCGGGCCCUGGGAGCCCCACGGUAGCAGCUGGUACAACUGUAACAGAUACGACGAGGACGAGGCGAAGGCGGCCCGCGACGCGCAGGAGCGGUCGCGCGCGGCACUGCAGCGAUACCUGUUCUACUGCAACCGCUACAUGAACCACAUGCAGUCGCUGCGCUUCGAGUCCAAGCUGUACGCCUCCGUCAAGGAGAAGAUGGAGGAGAUGCAGCAACACAACAUGAGCUGGAUCGAGGUACAAUUCCUGAAGAAGGCCGUCGACAUCCUCUGCCAGUGCCGGCAGACGCUCAUGUACACGUACGUGUUCGCGUACUACCUGCGCAAGAACAACCAGUCGGUGAUCUUCGAGGACAACCAGCGCGACCUGGAGUCCGCCACCGAGACGCUCUCCGAGUAUCUGGAGAGGGAGAUCACUAGCGAGAACCUGGCCGAUAUCAAGCAGAAGGUCCAGGAUAAAUAUAGAUACUGCGAGAGCCGGCGUCGCGUGCUGUUGCUGCAUGUGCACGAGGGCUACGAGCAGGACUGCUGGGACUACACAGAGUAAUCACCUCCCACCUCACUCCUCACACCUCACUCCUCACACCUGACAUUACUCAACUAACCACAUUACCACAUCUGUGCUCAAAACUCACACUAAGGUCAAGGUGAGGAAGAUCGUUUACAACAGCGGGCGACAACAUUUUAGCAGCCAAGGGCCAAAUAGUAGUUAACGAAGUUGACGCGGACCGCACUUUGUUAAUAUUCAUGACAUUAUUAGACAUUGUCGUUUGUCAAUAUUACAUACAAAAUAGCCAGGGAGGCUCGCGGGCCGCCUGUUGUCGACCGCUGGUUUAUAAGACCGUCUAAAAGCUCUUUAGUCGCUUCUAACUUUUGUCUGUACAGUCGGUCAGUAGAGCAGAAUGAGCCAAGCUCUUCCUUUCCGUGUCUGUGAGACUUGGGAUUAUGCAAAUACAAGAGUUCUUGCCCUCUGUGACGGUCUACACUAAACAAUAUGGCGGUCUUCCUCAUAUCGACCUCCUAGUUAUCUCUGGCCGCUUGUAACGUCCUCAAACGUGAAAGCGCGGCGCGUGAGUACUAACGUUCUUAGCACAGACGUUUGAACCUGAUACUUGGUCAAAUGUAUGUACCCAUACAGACUGCACGAUUGUCCCCGUUCGAUAAUCACUCGUCAUUUACGAUUUCCGGUUAUUUUGAUUAUUGCACUUGAUUGUGAAUUUUUUUUUUAAGUCGCGUACCCAAACCAUUAUGACAAUUCAUUUACUCUUAUUAUGUCGUUCGCCAAUCAUGUUUAAUUUUCUAUACAUCUCAUGAUUUACGGAAGAACGCGUUGGAAUUAAAAAUGAAUCCGUGUUGCUUGUGUUAUAUAUUUAAAUUUUAUCUUUAUUCUUAAUCUGAAUGUUUUUUCGAAAUUAUGUUAGACGUUUGAGCUUUUAAUAAGUUUAUCUGACGCGUUCACGAUCAAAUUGUCUUUAAUACAUCCACGUCUAAACCUAAUAACACAUUUUAAAAUAAAGAGAUGCAGGAUCCAACACCUUGUGUUCGUUUUGAAUUUAUUGUAUGUAAGAAUUUUAUUUUUCUAAUAAUAGUUCACCUAUGUAUACACUACCGGUCAAAAGUUUUAAGUUCACCCCUUGUUUUAGUACAAUUGAGUACUUUUGUGCGAUAUUUUUUCCAGUUCGGAUGUCGAAAUGUGUUUCCAACUGAUCCGUUAUUUCCAGAGGUGUGUUUAUCAGUCUGACACAAUUUACAAACAUUUCUAACUGUAUCAACAGUACUCAUUUGUACCGAAAACAAGGUGUGAACUUUAAACUUUUCACCGGUAGUAUAAAUUAUAUUAAAAUAUGUAUAAAAUAAUUUAUCGUAUUAUACGAUGAUUCAUAUACAUAUAUCGCUGUUGAGGGACAUGUUUUGCUGAUGUAAGAUCUCAUGUAAUUUACAUUUUAAAUGUAUAUUUUCACGUGGUGAAAGAUAUAUUUACUAAUACUCUCAUUUGGUACUUGUAUCAUUAAAAACUAGUUUCUAAAGUGUAUAAUGGUAAACCAACACUUCUUGUACUGUCAGUAACGCCAUUUCAUUCAAAAGUUGUAUUAACGGUAAUUCAUAAUAUUUUGUUCUAAAAUUAGAAACCAUUAUAUUUUAGUGCAGAGUUUAGAAGUUUAUUUUAGUCAUAUUUUUAUUUAGAAACGAUAAAUUGAAUGGACUGGAAUGCUAGUUUUGUAAUGAUGAAAACUGUCUGUAGUCCUCGAGAAUUUCCUGACACUUGUUAAAAUGUACACUCGAUGUUCUAAAGAGCCUCAGUCGUAUGGUAUGUCAUAUACAUACAUAGUUGGACUGGUAAGUAUAGCUUGUAGCUAGUACCAGAAACACUUGUCCAGGGAAUUUUCCGUUGAUUUGUUGCUACUUCAAAAUCUAACUUUUAUUUUUGAUGUUUACUUUGACUGCGUAAUAAUAAUUAUCGUGUAAAUCGUAUUAGUGUAGUGUAACAUUUAAAACUUCGAUGAUACUUAUUUGAUAAUUGUAUUAUGACCUCAUGUCCCUCGGGAUUUAGAAUAAUAGCAUUUUGUUACUUUAUUUUAGCUUUGGCUUGAUAAUUUGAACUAAAAAAAAAGUAGAAAACUAGCAUGAAAUGGCACAAUAUAGAGUUGCGAUGAAGAUGAAACAAAAAAUAUAUUUUACCAAAAAUCCUAUUUUUGUUAUUAGUGUAAUGUUUAUGAAUACGAAGGUAAGCUGUUCGAUCGCAGUUUAGUUUGUUCGGCGUUAUGGCCUCUCUAUAACCUUACACAUAACGUGCGUAGAGGUAAUAGUGCUAUACUAUACCUACAGACACGACCGGUACUGGAAUUCGCUGACUGAGGGUCGUUAAAGUAAACAUAAGUCGCGGCUAAGUUAACACUAAAUGUUUGCAUCUCGGGAUUCGCUAUUUCAUACAAGUUAAGAGAUAAAAUCUAUUUUUGAAAGUCUAGUGAAUUCAAGCUUUUUGUACAAUAGAACUCGCGCUACAUAUCUGAUAUCUCUGUCAUAUAUAUUAAAGGAUUCGUGCAUAAGUCGGUUGCACUGCCAGUAAACGUCUAAAGUAAAAUAAUGUAAAGCUUGCGUAUGAGUGUUCACAUAGUGAGCGCGCGUAGAGUAGAAGGUCCUCGCUCAAACAGAGUAAGCGAACACCAGAGUAACCCCACGGUAUCGCUAGAGUAGCUAAAGGACCUAGUUUCGGAACACACUUGUACAUAUAGACGCUAUAUAAAUAUUUAUAUGGUUAACUUGUAACUCACAUUAUGACAAUGGUAAUAUGAGCAUCGUGUGUGUGACUAUGUUUAAGGACACAGUUGGUUAAGUAAGAAUGAAUAAAAUAGUAACAUCGACUA
Molecule: messenger RNA, 4501 nt
Organism: Cydia fagiglandana
Lineage: Eukaryota; Metazoa; Arthropoda; Insecta; Lepidoptera; Tortricidae
Gene: ari-1
Product: E3 ubiquitin-protein ligase ariadne-1
Exons: 10
Coding region: 163-1683 (506 amino acids)
Biological process (GO): positive regulation of proteasomal ubiquitin-dependent protein catabolic process; protein polyubiquitination; ubiquitin-dependent protein catabolic process
Cellular component (GO): nucleus; cytoplasm; ubiquitin ligase complex
Molecular function (GO): ubiquitin protein ligase activity; ubiquitin conjugating enzyme binding; zinc ion binding
Source: RefSeq, a predicted model, not a curated record